AUGGGUGGCCUAUACAGUGUAUAUAUAUUCUUUGCCGUUAUCUUCACUGUCGCUGUCCCUCUCAUGUUCCCUCGAUUGAAGUGGUACUUCAUAAUCGUUGCUUACCUCCUCGCCCUUGCCCUCAGCUUCUACAACUACGACGUUGGCUUAAUCGACAUCAACAUGGCCUAUAACUGUGGCAAGGUGGCUCUCUUCAUCCUCACCACUAUGUCUAGCAAAAAUGAUGCCUUCAUCAUUGGAGUCAUUGGCUAUGGCCUCAUCAAAUCAAUGGUCUCCAUCUCAUCAAAUCUAAUGCAUGACUUCAAAACCGGACACCUUGCCUUCACUUCUCCCCAGUCCAUGCUCUUAACACAAGCCAUAGGCAUGUCGAUGGGAUGUGUGGUGGCCCCUCUGUGUUUCUUCUUGUUUUACAAGGCCUUCGAUGUCGGGAAUUUCAACGGAGAAUACAGAGCACCACAUGCUCUCAUGUGUAGAAACAUGGCAAUUUUGGACGUUAAAGGCUUCUUUACAUUGCCACAACAAUGCUUGGAGUUGUGUUACGAAUUUUUCACCUUCGUUGUGAUAGCCAACUUGAUAAGAGAUGUGAGCCCAAAGAGGGCAGAUCGAUGGCUCCCGCCUCCAAUGGUGGUGGUGGUGUCAUUUUUAGUGAGGGUUUACUUUUCAAUAGACAUGUGUGUGGGCAAUGUGAUGCUGGAUGUGUAG
Messenger RNA from Prosopis cineraria, 702 nucleotides. RefSeq names its product metal-nicotianamine transporter YSL3-like. Gene Ontology annotation, cellular component: plasma membrane. The record is from RefSeq and is a predicted model, not a curated record. Bases 1 to 702 code for a protein of 233 amino acids. Gene Ontology annotation, molecular function: iron-nicotianamine transmembrane transporter activity; oligopeptide transmembrane transporter activity. The transcript has 2 exons. Gene Ontology annotation, biological process: response to iron ion; seed development. Lineage: Eukaryota; Viridiplantae; Streptophyta; Magnoliopsida; Fabales; Fabaceae.